GUCAUUGACAUGUCAAUGUCAUUGUCAUGGAAGCUCCGAAGGCAGCACCGGGACGUGCACCUUCCGCGCCUCAACAGCACCUUGACCGCGACCAUCAUCACCAGUCCUACCUCACUUUCUUCCUCCGCUCAUCCUCCCACCUCACUCACCCUCCCUUAGAUCACCAUGUACCAGUCGUGUCCCGUUGUCGACGAGCAGAACCCGCUGUACUGCCCUACGCUCUCCGCGACUUCAUACCUCGAAUCCCUCCGGCGCCAGGUCGCUCGCGAUUCCUACGCCCAGCGCGCCCUCGGUGAAGACCCGCUCCUCUCCUUCGCCCGCCUCCUCCAGAACGCGCUCCAAGAACCAGGCUCGCAGCCGCGCCCCGCUCACAAUACCCGCAGCACCACCAAAUUCGAGUUGCACUCUCCCCAGCUCCCUCGCGCGCAAUACUCCUCCAUCGGCGGCGACCUAACGUUCGGCAGCAACCCUAUGUUCGACAGCUCAUUCUCGCAGCUCGACUCGACUGUAUGCGAUGGUACUACACGUCAUCCGUUCCCAUAUUUCGACUUCAGGCCCCAGACUGUGCGUCCGAAGCGCAGACUCUCGGACUUCAGCGACUUCAACGGACCCUCGCAACUCGAUCGGUCUCAGAUGUCGAACCAAGACAGCUCUUUCGACGUCGUUGUCAAGCACGAAUGCCUCGAUUUCAAUGUGUACGACCCAGACUCUGCGCCCCCGCCACCGUACUCUCCGAUCCGAGCUCCGAAGAAGCGGCGCAUUUCUGAAGAGCUGGUCAUCCGCGACGAAGUCAAGAUCAAGGUGCAGCAACUCGAAGAGGAGCUCUAUGGCCCAUACAUCGGCAGCGAAUCCCCUCGCGGCGUCUCGAACCUCAUCGACCGUCUGAGCACAUUACUUCCCGGUAUCCGCCUCAAGGAGCGACUAUAUGCGCUGUCUAACCUCGGACACCAAUCGAUCGCUGACUUUCUCGCCGAAAACGGGCUACUGAACGCCGCGAUUCUCUCGAUCCUCCGCACCUCUGAAAUCCGCUCGCUUGCUCUGACGACUUCACUCUUCGACGAAGAUGGUUUGAACUUAGCUGGGCAGGAUAUCUUGCCGGUGUUCAGCAAGCCGAACAGUUUUCUGUUCUUGACGGAGUUGACCUGCUCGGGAACUCGGCUGCACGACUUCGACCUCAUCCACAUCCACCACUUGCCUCGGCUAGCGAUGCUCAUGCUAGACAACACGAACAUCAGCAACGAAGCCAUAUACCUUCUUGUCCCGCUCAAGCGCUCGCUCACCUGGCUAUCCGUCGCCGGCAACGCUGAGGUCGACGACGACGCGGUCCCGGCGCUCAUCUUACUUGAGAAGCUCUCAUACCUUUCUGUCUUGGACACGACGAUCGGCAUGCCGGGCCUUCGGCGUUUUGCGCAAGUCAUCAUGGACGAGGACCGCAACAUGGAGAUCGAGAUUCCGCAGGAAUGCGAGGACUAUAUUGAUACCAUGCACCUCAAGUACUUCCUCUACCCGACCCCGCCCCUCAUCACCAACCCGGCGCUCUGCGCCCAGCUCUCCGCGGCAGCGCUCAAGCGCAAUCUUGCCGCGCACGCGGCCGUGAACCCGAAGAUCAUCGCCGCGGGGACGAAGGCGGAGAUGAUGGAGCGGCUGACGGGUGUGCUGAAGGUUCGGGAGCUGGAUGUGCUGGUGCGGGAGCUGAUGACGGACCCGGGGAGCGAGAUGGGGAGUGAGGGGAGUGUGGAGGUUUGAGGGUGUUUGGAUGAGGGGGAUGACGGGCGACCACUGUUCAUUCGUACGCUUUCAUUUGUUUGGUUUUCUGCAGCUCUUUUGUUCAGCUAUCGUGUACCCACGCUGUCAUUCGUUGUCGUGUUUUUCCCGC
Schizophyllum commune H4-8 is the source of this 1876-nucleotide messenger RNA. RefSeq lists its product as uncharacterized. The coding region runs from base 166 to 1746 and encodes 526 amino acids. The transcript is spliced from 5 exons. Lineage: Eukaryota; Fungi; Basidiomycota; Agaricomycetes; Agaricales; Schizophyllaceae. The record is from RefSeq and is a predicted model, not a curated record.